AUGUCGGUUUUUAUGCAUAAUUACAUUGAACAGAUCGUCAAUGUCAAGGGUAACAGUAAUCAUGGUUUUCAAGCCGUUUUUGCUUUACUCGAUAAAGGAGAAAAGAGUCACACACUUGUCCGCCAUACUCUUAUCCAAGAGUUGAGGAGCAAUAAAGAUUUUUACACACAGCUAUUCGAGAAUAAAGAAAAAGUUGAAGAAUUGUAUCACUCUCUUGUACCUUGCAUUAGUGGGCCUGCACCUGAGGAUGAAUGGAAGCGCUUCCCUGAAAUAGGUCAUCUCAUAGAAAUUGCGUAUGAGAGGGUGUGUAUCGAUCUUACAAGAUACGGUUUCUCAGAAGCUUUUUUCCCACUACGCAUUGUUCCACCUCCAAAUCCAAAUGAUCGUAUCAUCUGUGUUGGGUGGGUUUUAAAUCUGCGACAUUUUGUUCAAGUUUCUUUGAAACUGAGAUAUUUUACACCACUUACAUCACCGGAGUGGACAACUCAUAAUACAAUCAAAGUCGAGACUUGGCCGGACCAGUUUGUUGAAAGGUUGCAAAAUUUCACCAAAUUGAACAAGAUUGAAAGAGAAAUAAAUAAAGAAAAGUCAAAGGGGCUAUCACCAAUAGAUUUGGCCAGCGUCAAUAAUUAA
Messenger RNA from Vicia villosa (hairy vetch), 633 nucleotides. RefSeq lists its product as uncharacterized. The coding region runs from base 1 to 633 and encodes 210 amino acids. Lineage: Eukaryota; Viridiplantae; Streptophyta; Magnoliopsida; Fabales; Fabaceae. The transcript has a single exon. The record is from RefSeq and is a predicted model, not a curated record.